Molecule: messenger RNA, 2277 nt
Organism: Acanthoscelides obtectus
Lineage: Eukaryota; Metazoa; Arthropoda; Insecta; Coleoptera; Chrysomelidae
Source: the annotation of a GenBank genome assembly
AUGUUAUGUUUUUUUUUGCAGAGCACCAGCCUCAAGCACAUCCUUCUCACUGCCACCUUGUUUCUCCAACUUUCCAAUGCUGCCAUCCUCAAAGACGUCCUUCUUCCAAGCUCAACUCUGACGCGAGUACCUAGAGACUCAAAGUACCCCAGUAGAUAUGGAAGUGGUACCAGUAAUGAAGACAAGGCACUAAAACCGGAAACUGCUGGCGAUACUAGAGAUCCACCAAAUGAGAGUACCGUGGGGAAGAGAUGUAUACGGUGCGAAACGUCCGGUUCCGGGUACUACGAUAGGUACCCUCAGGAUAGCAGAAAUCGGUACUAUGAUAGAGAUUAUGACGAUCGGGACCGGUACUAUGACAGGGAUAGGUACUACGAUCGAGAUAGAUAUGAUAGAUAUCCUGAGAGAGACGGAUACUUGCCACCAAGAAGUAGAUAUGGAGGUGGUAGGGACCGAUACGAUGACAAAUAUUAUGACAGAUACGGUGGCGGAGGCAGAGGUGGUGAUGCAUAUGAUAGAUAUGGCGAUUAUGAUAGAUACGAACCUUCAGAGCGGUAUCCAGAAAGGGGAGUAGGCUACGAUAAUCGCGGUUACGACUACAGAGAAACUGGUGUGGGUGGGUACAGGCCCUUAGACGAGACCUAUAGAGGCAGCUCUGGGUUUGACGGCGCCGGGCGAGGGUACUAUUUUGCUGCCGGUGUCGGCAGACCUGAUUAUGGUACCUCUGGUGCUGGUGGAUAUGGCAGGGGACGGAGUAUCAAAUGGUACAGGCAGGUGGCUGUUGAGUUACUUACUGGAACAAGCAUAGUAAACGCCCAUUAUUUAUAUAAUAAGAAUGAAAAUGCACAAAAAAGAAUAAGUUUAACAGACUUCAAGGAAAAAUUAUGCUUGAAAUUACUUUCAAAAGAUACGAUGACCGAUACAACAGUCGGCGAGAUCCCUAUGACGCUUAUAGAACAACCAGCUACCUCCAUGACAGGCCCUCAACAACUACUACGAAACCGUCUGAAGACAGCGAUAGAAGCAAGUCAUCGUCGUCCGACAACAGUAGCAACAAUUCUGGAUGAACAGUUGUGUAGAAAGAGUGCACCUGGGACUCCUGAACUAAACUACAGUGUUUGAAAAGAUGGGUCUCUGAAUUUGGCUGUAGGCCCCGCUAAAUCGUCAUUUCCAUUUACGUUUAGUUAUUUUUAAAUUUUCAUAUGUUUGGAGUAUUUGAAAAAAAAAUCCGACUGUUAGGUCUUUCUUAAAAUCGAUUCCUUGAUUGUUUUUAAUACACAUGAAAGCAUUUGGAAUCACGUCUGCAACCAAAUUCAGUCUAUAGAACCGUCUUCAUUUUUUAAGUUUGGUUGUUGACAUGAGUACUAGAAUAUCGUAUUUUGUAAUGAGGGAUUUGGUAGCCAAUCGUACUAUAUCUUGCUCCGCCACUGAGGUAGAGCUAGCAAAGAGGUAUGUUUGUGCAUGAAUGCACAUUUCAACUUAGACGGACUUCAACAGCGGACCGCUACCGAAGGCACUGAUCGCUUCUAUAUAUAUGUAGACCCUGAAGACUGGAUGCACGAGGGUAUACUGCCAAAGAGAAAACCCGCAUAUCUAUGGAGCCAAUCCUGGCAGUAAGGAGGGCGAUACCCAUGGGCUCACCCUCACUCUAUGAGUUUACUCUCCUGUUUUCAGUAUUCGUGAUGCGGCAGCGAUAUGUGAUUUUGCUCCCGCUAGGCGAUGCUUGCGUGGUUGGUGGUCAAAGCUGUCAAACAUAGAUGAGAAAAGAUAUGUUUGACAUGUAUGUUUGUUCAUAACCGUAGAUGUGACCGAUACGACACCCAGCAAUUAGCGCCAUCUGCUUCUAGCUUUUCAGAUUAUCCCCGUUUGAAAGCUUACUCGUCGUUCCCCGCUCUCAUCUUUAAACAAAAGAAGCAUCAUUGCCAUUAACUAUUACUACUAAAUACUCAUGGCACCUUUUUUUAGCAAAGCGUAUAAAAUAUAGGCAUUACAUCGUUUUAUCCAAACACAUAAUCUCAUUUUUAUUCUUAUUUGUUGAUAACAACAUAGUUGCAUAUAUUGUAGUUAGCUACUAUUUGUGUUGACCCAGCUUCUUUGCGACUACUUUUGCUUGCUUUUCACCUCAAAAUAAUAUACCAAAUAGAGCCUUUUCAUAUUCUGUUAGAAUUAUCUGCGGAUAUUCAUUGGGAUUCAACACUUUGUAGAAAUAGUCUUACAUUGUAGUGGAGUCUUCGCUUAGAUAUUAUUACGAGCAUCUCUCGUUUUUGAUUUAGUGUU